AUGACCUUCGACAAGGACUUCGGAGUUGCGGCCAACCCCGGACCAGGUCGCAGAAUCCCUGGUGCUGUCCUUAUUGCUGCGAACCGGAUAGGGAACAUUGUCUAUCUCAAUGCUCAAGGUUUCACGUCGGUUGAUGAGAGCCUCGCCAAGCCCAUCAGAGCAGACACAACUUUCUGGGUGGCUUCAUGUACGAAACUCGUGACCACGGUGGCCGCGUUACAGUGCGUCGAAAAAGGUCUCCUUUCUCUAGACGACGAGCAUCAACUUUCGACCAUUCUGCCCGAAUAUGCCUCCCCUAGUGUUCUGGCUGGGUUUGACUCUCUACUUACGCACUCGAGUGGAAUGGGAUAUGAUUUCAUGUCCCCAGCUUUGAUGAGAUGGAGAAGCUGGGACAAGGAAAACUCUCAACCCCGUGGGGAAGGAGUGACAGCACAAUGUUUCCAGCCCCUUCUGUUCGAACCCGGCGAAGGCUGGGAAUGCGGCGUCUCCCUCGACUGGGUUGGGGUUAUGAUCGAGCGGAUUAAUGGUGGUCUACGGCUAGGCGAAUACAUGAAGCAGAACAUCUGGGACCCUCUUGGAAUGGACUCGACGACCAUGCAUCUCGGUAGUCGUCCAGACAUUCAACAGCGGCUUUGCGGUGCAUCUGUGCGCAGCGCCAGCGGCGAACUUGAGCCAACCCCGCCACAUCCGUUGAAAGACAGCAAGGAUGAUCGAGGCGGAGGGGGCAUGUGCAUCAGCCCGAACGACUAUAUCAAAAUUCUAGUCGCCCUGCUCAAAAACGAUGGAGCACUGCUCAAGCCAGAGACUGUCCGUUCCAUGUUUGAGCCUCAGCUGAGAGAUAGACGAUACCUCAACAGCUUUCUCGACCAUCCACUUGGCGGGCCGAUGUGCCGAGCAGGUGUGGAAAGCGACGCAUGGAAUUUUGGUUUGGGUGGAAUCUUGAACUUGGAAAACGUCGACGGUGUGUGUAAGAAGGGCACCAUGAGCUGGAGCGGUCUGCCCAAUCUAUACUGGUGGAUUGACCCUCAAUCUGGCCUUUGCGGCAUGUAUGCCAGCUAA
This is a messenger RNA of Cladophialophora psammophila CBS 110553, 1059 nucleotides long. RefSeq names its product beta-lactamase. The record is from RefSeq and is a predicted model, not a curated record. The transcript is spliced from 5 exons. Lineage: Eukaryota; Fungi; Ascomycota; Eurotiomycetes; Chaetothyriales; Herpotrichiellaceae. Bases 1 to 1059 code for a protein of 352 amino acids.